AUGCAUCGCACAUAUUCCAUGCGCCAGUCGAGGGCGCCCACCGCCUCGCAGAUCCAGAACCCGCCUCCGCCGCCUUCUUCCACCAAGUCUGGUCGCCUGUUCAAGGGAGGAUUUGGCCAUGCUCUUCGCCACAAGUCAGCCGGUGCCUUUGGCCCAGACCUCGCAAAGAAGCUGUCUCAGCUGGUAAAGAUGGAGAAGAACGUCAUGCGCAGUCUCGAGCAGGUAGCAAGAGAGCGUAUGGAGGUUGCUCAACAACUUUCCAUUUGGGGCGAGGCUUGCGACGAAGAUGUAUCCGAUGUAACCGACAAGCUUGGAGUUCUGCUCUACGAAAUCGGCGAACUCGAGGACCAAUACGUCGACCGAUAUGAUCAAUACCGUGUCACGAUCAAGAGCAUUCGUAACAUUGAGGCUUCUGUUCAACCCAGCCGAGACCGCAAGCAAAAGAUCACCGACCAGAUCGCUCAGCUCAAGUACAAGGAGCCCAAUUCCCCCAAGAUUGUCGUUCUUGAACAGGAGUUGGUGCGUGCUGAGGCCGAGUCGUUGGUCGCAGAGGCCCAGCUGUCCAACAUCACGCGCGAGAAGAUUAAGGCUGCCUAUACCUAUCAGUUCGAUGCUCUCAGAGAGCACUGCGAAAAGGUUGCCAUCGUCGCCGGCUACGGAAAGCACCUGCUCGAGCUGAUUGACGAUACUCCCGUCACUCCCGGAGAGACGCGCGCAGCUUAUGACGGAUAUGAGGCUAGCAAGGCCAUCAUCCAGGAUUGCGAGGAUGCUUUGACCAACUGGGUCACAUCUCAAGCUGCUGUGUCUUCCAAGCUGUCAACUCGCGCACGCACCCUGUCAACACGCCGCAGAAAUAACAUCAGGGCACGUGCUGAGGGAGGUCACGACCUUUCGGGGCAAGAUGUUCCGUUGAACGACGACUCGUCGUGGACGCGGGCCCAUAACAAGGAAACCGAGUACAGCGACGAGGACGAAGAGGAUGACAUCCACCACUCUGUCGUUGGUACUGAUGACGGCCUCGGCGGUGAGACGAGAGGCCGCCAACACGAAAGCAUUGCCGCAUAA
Molecule: messenger RNA, 1065 nt
Organism: Colletotrichum phormii
Lineage: Eukaryota; Fungi; Ascomycota; Sordariomycetes; Glomerellales; Glomerellaceae
Product: sphingolipid long chain base-responsive protein LSP1
Exons: 5
Coding region: 1-1065 (354 amino acids)
Biological process (GO): endocytosis; eisosome assembly
Cellular component (GO): plasma membrane; eisosome filament
Molecular function (GO): lipid binding
Source: RefSeq, a predicted model, not a curated record